This is a messenger RNA of Aplysia californica (California sea hare), 3202 nucleotides long. RefSeq names its product tyrosine-protein kinase HTK16. The record is from RefSeq and is a predicted model, not a curated record. Gene Ontology annotation, biological process: cell surface receptor protein tyrosine kinase signaling pathway; cell differentiation; protein phosphorylation. The transcript is spliced from 20 exons. Gene Ontology annotation, molecular function: ATP binding; non-membrane spanning protein tyrosine kinase activity; signaling receptor binding. The coding region runs from base 438 to 2753 and encodes 771 amino acids. Gene Ontology annotation, cellular component: extrinsic component of cytoplasmic side of plasma membrane. Lineage: Eukaryota; Metazoa; Mollusca; Gastropoda; Aplysiida; Aplysiidae.
AGGAAGCGAAAUACGAAAGUAGGCCUAAAGUUUGUCUUUCCAAGCAAACCUACCUGAAUGUUUAUUUUUUUAUGGGAAUAAGUGAUUCUUCUCUAGAGGAAAACGUUUGAUCUUUACAAUAUAUAGAUCUAUUAAAAUUUCCCACCUUGGGUUCUUCUAAUAAUAUGUAGAUAUCUAAUCUAUAUCAGACUCGUUUCAACGGGCUGGGAAGCAACCUAUCCAUCAUUCGCAACCUUGCACCGGCUGUUGUGCCGCAAGUCAGUGUAAGGUUGUUUACUUGGUGGGGCUUGGUCUGUUCCUUGUUGUCCAAUAAUAUAGACUCUAGAAUCUAGAUCUAUCUAGUAAUUCGUAUCAAUUUUGGGCUACAUCCAAGCUCAGUCAGUUGACUCAUUGUGUUGUGUGGGCCUACAGCCCAGCAUCGAAAGUUUAACGGUAAAAUGGCUGGCACAGAUGAUAUCUAUGUGAAUAGCACUCUGAAUCUCAUCAGCAACCCAGCUAAUUUCCUUUCGUCGCUGAAAUCAGAUAAAGAAAAAUGUGAUGCAGAUGACCUGACUGCAAUGUGGUACCAUGGGAAGAUGUCAAGAAGUGCUGCUGAGAAUAUUUUACAUGAAGUGCUUCAGCGUUCUCCAGACACAAGUACGAGUACGGAUGGUACUUUCCUGGUACGUGAUCAGACUGGGUCUGAUGUUGACUUUGCCCUGUCUUUCCUGCACGACUCCCAGUGCUACCACUUCUACAUUAAGAGAGUCAAAGAAAUUUUCUUCUGCAUUGAGGGAGGCCCUGUUAUACAAGGUUUAGACAAGCUUAUAGAACAUUAUAUGGAUGUCUGUGACAGACUGCCCACAAAACUCACCAGACUUUGCAAAGGCAAGCUACCCCCUGCCAAAGUCCGCAGGGUGGGGCCAAACAAUUUUCUGCAUUUCCUCGUCAAAGAAAAUCGUGAGGACUUAGUCAAGAAAACCUUAUCACACCCACUUUGCCCUGACAUUGACGCCAAGAAUGAAGCUGGUUCCACAGCAAUGCACAUUGCAGCUUCCGGAGGGUAUGACAGCAUCGUAUCGCUUCUCUUAGGACAUCACGCUGAUAUCAAGACCAGAGACGCUGAUGGGGCCACGCCUUUACAUGGUGCCUGUGCCUUCUCCAGAGUGUCGACGUGUGCCCUGCUGGUGACCCACGACUGUAGCUGUGUGCAGGAGCGGAACCCCGUCAGUGGCUGUGUGCCUUUGCACACUGCAGCCAUGCAUGGCAGUGCUGAAUGUAUCAAGAUUCUCCUAAACUCCCGUGCUGCUCUCUAUCCCCGUGGUUUGAAGAAUGAAACGCCUGUGGAACUUGCCCUCAGCUACAGAAGAAAUGCUUGUGCCAGACUUCUUGAUGCCUAUACUGAACCUCCCAUGCUGACGAAGAAGGAAGACUGGUUCCACCCACAUCUAGAUAGACAGGGAGCGGAAAACUUCCUCCAGAGACAUCCACUGACAGACGGAUUGUUUUUGAUUUCCAAGAGUGAAAGUCCAAACUUCCGGCUGAGCCUUUGCGUGGAAAAAAGUGUCAAACACUACAAGAUUCUAGUGAAAGAGUACCGUGGUAAAACGGUGCACUUUAUGGAUGAUGGAGCUUAUCACCUUUCUCUGGAGUCCCUUGUGGAGCACUACCAAAGAUUCGAAGACGGUUUGCCGGUCAAACUGAAGUGUUCUGUAUCAGAAGCUAAUGCAAUUGUAGAUCUGACCAAGUCUCGGACUGCCCCAAAUCCAAAAACUGCCCCACAGCCCAGUAUCCCCUUGCCGAAAUCUUUGCCUCCUCAGCCCAAAUUGAAUCGACGACCUGUAACACCAGAUAUUCAGGCUCCAGCCCCCCCUUCGCCUUUACCUACGCAACAAGAAGAAAAAGAGACUUUGAAAGAGAUCAGUAAAAAGAACCUUAAAGUUGGAUGUGAGCUGGGAACAGGAGAAUAUGGAUCUGUUUACAAAGGUGUUCUUACAUUGGAGAAGAAAAGACUGUUCAGCAAAGAAAAGAUUGAAGUGGCCAUCAAGACAUUCCAUGCCGUGGGCAACUUGGAAGAUUUUAACCAGGAAGCUCACGUAAUGCAGUCCCUGAAGGACGACUUCAUCGUCCGUCUGCUCGGUGUUUGCUACGGUUCGCCACUUAUGUUGGUAGAGGAGUUUGUUCCCAUGGGCUCCAUGUUGUCCUAUUUAGAGGACUACCCACAGAAUGUGCGUGUGAAGCAGGAGCUCUACGUGUGGGCGGCACAGAUUGCGGAGGGCAUGAAGUACCUGGAGACCAAACAUCUGGUCCAUCGAGAUCUGGCAGCUCGGAACAUACUCCUGCGGAACAUACAUCAUAUAAAAAUCAGUGAUUUUGGUUUGUCCCGUGCCAUGAACAGUGACAAGGAGUAUUACAAAGCCUCCAAGGGAGGGCGAUGGCCCAUCAAGUGGUAUGCACCAGAGAGUGUCAACUACGGCCAUUUCUCCCACGCUAGCGAUGUGUGGAGCUACGGGGUCACUCUCUGGGAGAUGUUCUCGUAUGCAGCCUUGCCUUAUGAAGACAUGACGGGAGUGGAGGUUCUCAAGUUCAUCGAGGAUGGAAAUCGUCUGCAGCAGCCGGAGAAGUGCCCAGACGGGGUGUACGAGGUCAUGAUGAAGUGCUGGUCGUUUGAGAAGGUGGACAGGCCAACGUUUAAGUGGCUGAACAAACAUUUCGAUGAGGAGCCCGAGUACAUGAGUUCUAAAGAACUGAAUCGAGCUGCGAGGAAACAAUAGUUGGAGCUGUAGCUUGCUGUGCUCAUCCCAUGUUCACCUGAGUCUAUUGUUGAUGUAUUGAGAGAGAAAAACUGUCUGAAUCUUUUUUUCUUUGUGGCAAUAUAUUAAUUCUUAUUUUAAGAACUAUUUUCUUGUGAUUCUCAUGGAGGCAUUUCUGAAAAUUAUACAUCCAACAGUUCAGUUAGAAAUUAAAGGAUAUGUAGGACUGAAUAAAACCAAUUGGUUUUUUUUAAAUCUUCUUUUCCCAAGACAAUGGCUCAGCAGCUGUGGAAUGAGUAUUAGCUCUUGGAAAUGGUCAUCAUGUUUUUGCCUUAAUGACUCACAGUGUUCAUGAAGUGAAUAAUUAUUAUGUGGGCUUUCAGUGUUUUCAAUGUGGGCCUUGUAAAAAAAAAAGAAAUAAUAUGCACUGUCUUUUCUGUUACCAGUUAAUUUAUUUCAGAUUUACAAAA